AGUAAACAACAAACCCAUUCCCUUCUCUAUCUCUGUCUUUCAACUUAACCUCCAAACUUUGCUACAAACAGGGAAAAAACCUUUGCCUUUUGUUUUUCCUCAUUCUUCGUCAAGUUUGCUGUACGGGAAAAUUUAUUCCUCAACUGAACUUACACUUUCCCGGAAAAAUUUACAGCACCUGAGAAUAUCAUUCCGGUACCUUACCCAACUGUUGUCUCAUGAUCCCAAUUUGCUUGCUUUUUCUUUAACUGUGAUGAAGAUUGAGAUAGGCAUGGGAGGUGGGGCGUGGAGCGAUGAAGAUAGGGGCAUGGUGGCAGCUGUUUUGGGAACAAAGGCUUUCAAUUAUUUGAUAUCAAAUUUAGCCUCGAAUGAGAAUCUGUUAAUGGCUGUUGGCAGCGACGAGAAUUUGCAGAACAAGCUCUCGGAUCUCGUGGACCACCCAAACUUUUCGAACUUCAGCUGGAAUUAUGCCAUAUUUUGGCAGAUUUCAUGCUCCAAGUCCGGUGAUUGGGUCCUUGGAUGGGGAGAUGGGUCUUGCCGGGAGCCCAAAGAAGGGGAAGAAUCUGAAGCCACAAGAAUUUUAAAUCUACGGUUUGAGGAUGAGACUCAGCAGAGAAUGAGAAAGAGAGUUCUGCAGAAGCUGCACGCAUUGUCCGGUGAGUCGGACGAGGAUAAUUAUGCUUUGGGGUUGGACCGGGUUACCGAUACUGAGAUGUUCUUCUUAGCAUCCAUGUAUUUCUCAUUUCCUCGUGGAGAAGGUGGCCCCGGCAAAUGUUUUGCGUCCGGGAAGCAUAUAUGGGUUGCUGAUGCUUUGAGGACGGGGACUGAUUAUUGUGUGAGGUCUUUUCUUGCAAAAUCUGCGGGGAUUCAGACCAUUGUUUUGGUGGCUACUGAUGUUGGAGUUGUUGAAUUGGGGUCAGUGAGAUCAGUGCCUGAAAGUACUGUGAUAGUUCAGUCGAUAAGGUCUGCCUUUUCGGCUCAUAAUACAGUUAUCAGGGCCAAACCAAUGGUGCCGGCAGCAGCCCCAGCCUUACCUGUGGUCAACGAGAAGAAAGAUGAGAAUUCCCUGUUUUCCAACGUGGGUAUUGUGGAGAGGGUUGAAGGAAUUCCAAAGAUCUUUGGGCAGGAGUUGAACAACUCAAGUCAUGGUCAUGGACAUGGUUUCAGAGAGAAACUAGCAGUUCGAAAGAUGGAAGAGAGGGCAUCAUCAUGGGAUGUUUAUCAAAAUGGGAAUAGGCUUGCAUUUCCAGGUAAUCGAAAUGGCCUUCAUGGUUCAAGCUGGGCACAUAAUUUUGGUUUGAAACAGGGGAGUACAGCAGAGGUUUAUAGUUCGCAAAUAGCAGCAAAUAAUCUGCAAGAGCUUGUAAAUGGGGUUAGAGAAGAGUUUAGGCUGAAUCAAUUCCAGCCACAAAAGCAGGUGAAUAUGCAAAUUGAUUUUUCGGGGGCAACUUCCGGGCCUUCUAUGGUUGGCCGGCCAGUUAAUGCGGAAUCAGAGCACUCAGAUGUUGAAGCAUCAUGUAAAGAGGAGCGACGAGGCACGGCUGAUGACAGGAGGCCUCGUAAGCGGGGCAGGAAGCCAGCAAAUGGAAGAGAAGAACCCCUCAAUCAUGUUGAGGCAGAGAGGCAGCGCCGAGAGAAGCUAAAUCAGCGAUUCUAUGCCUUAAGAGCCGUUGUUCCCAAUAUUUCCAAGAUGGACAAGGCUUCCUUGUUGGGGGAUGCUAUUUCUUAUAUCAGUGAGCUCCAAGCAAAGCUCAAGUUAAUGGAAGCGGAUAAGGAAAAAUUUGGGAACACCUCGAGAGAGGCAUCAGCUUUGGAGGUUAAUUCAAAUGGAAAAACUCAUAGCCAAGCUCCUGAAGUUGACAUUCAAGCUUCCCACGACGAGAUUAUCGUGAGAGUGAGUUGCCCUCUGGAUUCACAUCCAGCUUCAAGAGUGAUUCAAGUUUUCAAAGAGGCAAAGGUUAGUGUGAUUGACUCAAAAUUUGCUGCUGCAAAUGAGACGGUGUUUCAUACAUUUGUGAUAAAGUCUCAAGGAUCGGAGCAACUUACAAAGGAAAAGCUGAUGGCAGCAUUUUCCCUUGAACCCAAUUCAUUACAGCAAUUAUCAUCAGUUGGGUAGCUUCAGGAAUGGCAUUUAACAUAUAGUUCACAGUAACGAGAGCAUUGGCAGUGAAGAACCCUUUUGAAAGCUUCUUCAGAGUUUUGUUUUAGACAUUGGAGUGCAUCACACAAACACAAGAAGCCACCUAGAAGUAGAAAAUAACGACCUAUUGACCAAGUAGCGCAGCAAAAUUUCUAUGAUUGUUUAUAGUAUACAUAGCCUGUUGUAAGAGAAAUAUUCUUGUCAAGAAGAAUUAAAUUUGUAAGUUUUUAACCAACUUUGCAAUUGUUGGUUGUAAGAAUUCAUAUAUUUGUUUUGUUCUUAA
This is a messenger RNA of Manihot esculenta (cassava), 2423 nucleotides long. RefSeq names its product transcription factor MTB1. Gene Ontology annotation, molecular function: DNA-binding transcription factor activity; protein dimerization activity; transcription cis-regulatory region binding. The transcript has 2 exons. Gene Ontology annotation, biological process: regulation of DNA-templated transcription. Gene Ontology annotation, cellular component: nucleus. Bases 254 to 2116 code for a protein of 620 amino acids. NCBI's taxonomy places the organism in Eukaryota, Viridiplantae, Streptophyta, Magnoliopsida, Malpighiales, Euphorbiaceae. The record is from RefSeq and is a predicted model, not a curated record.